Molecule: messenger RNA, 1622 nt
Organism: Photinus pyralis (common eastern firefly)
Lineage: Eukaryota; Metazoa; Arthropoda; Insecta; Coleoptera; Lampyridae
Product: cytochrome P450 6a2-like
Exons: 6
Coding region: 146-1078 (310 amino acids)
Molecular function (GO): monooxygenase activity; oxidoreductase activity, acting on paired donors, with incorporation or reduction of molecular oxygen; heme binding
Source: RefSeq, a predicted model, not a curated record
GAAGGACCGAGGUGUUGAAUACGUGUCUCCAUUGCGAUGUUUCCGGCCAUUGUCAGAGAAUAUCAUAAGAAUUAAUCGCAGCUCAGGUGUUUUUAAAGAAAUUUAUGACCAGUUUCCGGAUAAGAGAUAUAUUGGGUUUUACCAGAUGUUUAAACCCGUGCUAUUUGUUCGUGACUUGGAGUUAUUUAAACAAAUUACCUCAACGGACCAUGAUGUAUUCAAUAUGCAUUCCGAGAUUUUUCCACCAGAAUUAGAUCCGUUGUGGUCAAAAAAUUUUACCGAUCGAAACGAAUGGAGGAAUGUAAAGACAUCUUUAACUCCGUUGUUCACAAGUCACAAAGUGAAGACGUCUUUUGCUGUAAUUAAACAGUUUACAAGAAAUUUAGUUAAUUUCUUAAUGGAGCAAGUAGAAGGUGAGAGAAAUGUUAUGGAGAUAAGAGAGAUUUGCAAGCGGUUGCUAUGCGACAUUACGACUACCUACAUCUUUGGUGUUAAUUGUGAUGCAAUUAAUAAUCCUGAUAGCGAAAUGUAUAGUAUGGCAGAGAAAUCAAUGACGUUCAAAGCCGCGAGGGGUUUAGUGGCUGAAUUUUUUCCUAAACUGCUGAAGUGGAAAGGGACGAAAAUGUACAGUGAAGACGUUCGCCAAUUUUUUGCAAGUAUAACUAGGCAGAGUAUCAAAAUGCAUCUGGAAAAUAAUUUGAAUAGCUCAACUGUUAUCAAUAUGCUACUUGAACGGUAUAAAAUUGAAAAAUCUCGCAUAGACGACCUUGAUGGCAUUGUGCUUGAAGAUAUUAUGGCUCACGCAUUGAUAUUGGUGUUUUCCGGGUACGAAACAGUCAACAACACAUUAGCCGCAUUAAUCUAUGAGCUAACAAUGCAUGCUGACGUUCAAAAACAAUUGUAUGAGGAAAUCGUGAAAACAGUUAACGACCACGAUGUCAGUUACGACGAUAUUAUUUCAAUCGGUUAUUUGGACCAUGUCGUCAAUGAGACUAUACGGUUGCACUCGACAAACGCGAUAAUUGAUAGACGGACUAUGAAGAAUUAUGUAAUCAAAGCUGAAAAUCCAGACGAAUAAGAUUUAACCCUAGAAAAAGGGAUUCCAGUUUGGAUACUAAGCCAAUCAAUUCAAACUGAUCCGAAAUACUUUUCAAAUCCAAAUAAGUUCGACCCUGAUCGGUUUAAAGAUGUUAUUAAACCAUAUUCGUACACCCCUUUUGGAUCAGGUCCAAGGAUGUGUCUUGGGUAUCGAUAUGGUGUAAUGGUUUUUAAGGUGGUCAUCACAGAGUUGCUACUAAAUUUUGAACUUUUACCAACCGAAAAUACCUACAUUGAGGAUGCGUCCAACAUGUAUAAACUGAAGCAACACGGUGUUUGGGUCAAAUUGAAUCCUAGGAAAUCAAAUUGAUUGAAAACACAAGUUUAACCUGACCUAAUAAUAAUUUCAAAAGGUUUCGGAACAUAGGUACUAAGCUUUCUUCGUUUAAAGAGAAAUGAACUUUCAUUGCGUCAAAAAAUGAAUGCCGAUAUCAAUUAGUAAAAGAAGAAAGCUUAAUAAGCAUAUUAAUUAUUAUUUAGUGCUACAUCAACAAGUAAUCAAGUUUUAAAUAAAUGACAAGGGG